AUGAGCGUAGGGACUCCGGACGAGAGCCUUCCUGCUGUUCUGGCCGGGCUUCCCCCAAUAUUCAUACUGCCCACUCAUCUCCCCCUGGAUCGGCUCCAUGAACUUGAGCGCCGCUUGGUGGAUAGCGGCGGUAACUUGACCUACGAAAUUGCAGAGGCAGGCCUGAUCCUGGGAAAAAUUGCCCACAAGAAGCGAGUAGUACUGGAACUGCGGGCACGGAACUUGUGGACAGAAGAGGUCGUCUGUGCGACCCAAGAGCCCCAUGCAACCAGCAUGGAAAGCAGACAUGGAAGUGAGCAUGAAAGGAAACGCCAGCGCGUCGCGACGUCGGAGACUCUCUCCAUGUCUGAUCCAGAGACUGUGCCCCGAGGCCCCAGCUACGAGGGAGAGAGCAAAGGCGCGGACCGCAGUCGACAGGAUCCUGCCGGUCAUGUCAAAAAUGGCGAUAGGCGAGGCAACAUAGUGACUGUUCUGAAGAUUGACUGGCUGGUGCAAUCGGUUGAAGCUGGAAAAGCUCUCCCGUGGAUACCCUUCCUGGUGUAUCAAGGCCAGAUGAUAGCAAGCUCUCGACCGGCUGCAGCGACCCCGCCGCCACGUCCCAAAGAUCGACCACAGGCGAAUGAUGCCUUACAAGCUCCAGGACCACCAAGAAACUUCCUGCCACGGAGACCCAAGGGGCCCCACGGCAUGCAAGGCCCGCCACAUCUUUUGAGACAAACAACAUCCGAAGAGGAGAACCCCCCUCCCCCUCUGCCUGAUUGGGUUCGGGACCAAGUCCUUUAUGCGUGUCUCCGCUCCACUCCGCUGGAAACGCCCAAUGAAGAUUUCAUCUCCACUCUUCUGAAAAUCCGCCACAUUCGUGAGUUGACCCUCGACGAGAUCGGCGUGCGAGCUUAUAGCACCUCCAUUGCCGCUGUGGCAGCAUAUCCAUAUAAGCUCAGCCGGCCAAGUGAAAUCCUCGCUCUUCCCGGCUGUGAUUCCAAAAUCGCCAACCUGUUUUUGGAGUUCCAAAGCAAUGAAGGACGCGGUGUUGCGGCCGCAGACGCUCUCGAAGCAGACCCCACCCUGCGAUACUCUCAACCAUUUCUCCCAAAUUUGGGGGUGGGCGCAAAGACCGCCAGAGAAUUCUUUUAUCGCCGAGGCUGGAGGGAUCUUAACGACAUCGUCGAACACGGCUGGGACACACUCUCCCGUGUCCAACAGAUCGGGGUCAAAUACUAUGACGAACUCCAAAUCGGAAUCCCACGGGCCGAGAUAGAGUCGAUCGCCCGCGUCGUCCAAGCGCAUGCUAACAAAGUGAGGCCGGGAAUAGACGGAGAUAUCGAAUGUAUCCUGGUCGGAGGCUAUCGCCGGGGCAAGGAUCCAUGUGGCGAUGUGGAUCUCAUCUUAUCCCAUCCUGACGAAAUCUGCACGCGGAAUCUUAUUGUUGAUGUCGUUGCCAGUUUGGAAAAGGCACAGUACAUUACGCAUACCCUUUCUCUCCACCUCACCACCACCAGUCGUGACCAGCAAACUCUGCCAUACCGAGGCGAGGGAGCAGGGCAUCAUUUUGAUACGUUGGAUAAAGCAUUGGUGGUCUGGCAAGAUCCGGGUCGAGCUGGCGAGGCUCACGGUUCCCGCAGCAUGAGCUCGAACCCUCAUCGCCGCGUCGAUAUUAUCAUUUCGCCCUGGCGUACCGUCGGCUGCGCGGUCCUCGGGUGGACUGGCGAUAAAACAUUCGAGCGCGACUUGCGCCGGUAUGCGAAGAAGGCCCAUGGCUGGAAAUUUGACUCGAGUGGUAUCCGGGAUCGUGUCGUAAAUGGCCAGGUCCUGGACCUCGAGCACGGCGGCAGAACAUGGAGGAACGAGAGAAACUUGUCAUGGAAAAGGUGGGGAUAG
Penicillium chermesinum is the source of this 1878-nucleotide messenger RNA. RefSeq names its product type-X family DNA polymerase. Gene Ontology annotation, cellular component: nucleus. The record is from RefSeq and is a predicted model, not a curated record. Gene Ontology annotation, biological process: double-strand break repair via nonhomologous end joining. Gene Ontology annotation, molecular function: DNA binding; DNA-directed DNA polymerase activity. The transcript has a single exon. Bases 1 to 1878 code for a protein of 625 amino acids. NCBI's taxonomy places the organism in Eukaryota, Fungi, Ascomycota, Eurotiomycetes, Eurotiales, Aspergillaceae.